UCUACUGCAGGAAGCUUCGAUUUCGCCUUCCAAGUCCUUGUGAGCAUUCAGCGCAAAGCGUUUCGUAAGCAGAAAAUGGAUUGGCUCGUUUCAACUCUCGGCGGCUCGGGGAACCCACAAAAUCGCCAGGGGGGCGUUGCCGACACUCCUGCAGUUCUUCAUCUUGACCGCACGGCGAUCUCAAUCCAAGGAGGCAGCACGCCGAGCCAGCAAGAUCAUCAUGGUGGAAAUGCAUCGUAUGUUUCCUCUCGCCAGUACCGUCUGCCCUUCGAGCGCUACCCGCAAAUCGCCUCGGAGUUGGAGGAGGCACUGGUCUCCGAGGCGGCGAAGCAGCCGCACCACGACCUGGCUGCGGCGCAGAAUCUGCUCAGGAAGUGGAUUGCGUCCUUGGUCCGACCGGCGGAGGACCUGGCGGCCAGCGCGGUAAGCCACCAAUUGCUUGGCAUCGUUUCGAAGAAGAACAAUCAGAUUGAUGAUGCGGGAUCAUCUCCAUCUGGAUCGGCUUCCAGCUAUCGCGCAUUGCAGCUUCACCUCGCCCAGCAACUGAUCGAUCAGCCCGCCUUUGCGAUCCAUGACAAACUGCAACCCAAGAAGAUUUUCAGCUUUCGGCAGAUUCUGCUACGGACGCAGGCGAUAGAGUUUUUAUUCUCCCACAUUGCUGGCCUAGACGCGGAAAGGACCGCUGUCGCUGGGGCCGCGUCAGGAAGUGGAGCAGGAGCUUUAAGUGGUGCGGGAACGGCGAGGCUGUCCCCACCACCGCCACCGGGACCGAACGGGAUGUCCACGACAAGUGGAAUCACGGUGAAGAAACUGUCCGCUACUCCAGCUUCAUCAACAUCCAGUUCUGUUUUCGCACCCGCGGCGCGUGCGGUGCAGUUGAAAGCGCCACCGAAACCGCCGCUCGGAGACAUGGUCUCUCCGACUGCGGACGUUGCCAGUUUUUCUUCCACCGGAGCAGCUGUGAUCACAAGCACGGACGCAACGGACGGCGGUUUUUUCGUGCCCACGCCGACGCGGCGGUCACCGACAGACGAACAAAAGGCGGAGGUGCCGACGAGAAGUGCAGACGCCGGACCAGUGGAGGUGGGACCAGCUGGUGAAAAAAUUCAUGCGACUGCCACGGCACAGGCACAGCAAAUGCAAAAGCAAACCGGAAACCCCUCAGCCUGGUCGCCUGGAAGGGAUCGACGAAGUGAUAUCUUUGGAGAUAGCGCAAAUUCCAGUAACCCAUUCGGGGACAGCGUUUUGUCGUCCACAAGCGCCGCCGGGUCAUCCUCAACCGGUAGUAGAGACAGGCGACGGACGUACAGCGAAGAAGAUGAUCUUCACUCCUCUGGAAACAUCAAGAACCACCCUCGAAGCGCGGAGACGUUGAAAGAAGGAGUCCCCGCGAGACCGUCCAGCUCUUCGCCUUUUGAAGACGACACGACAGAAAGCACCACGACGGCAGCUUCGAGUAUGACGGUUGCAGCUCCUGAUCGUGAGAAAGAAGCUGUUAACCUCGAAGCGCAGCUACUGGUCCAGGAGGACCAUUUUCCGGCAGUUCUGGAGCAGAAAAGCAGCAACUACCCGCCCGAAUUUCUCCAGACGUGCCUGGAGUUUUUCGAAUUGACGCUCCGGACGAACAGACUGAACGGCGUUCUGCUAGAGGCUUUGCAGCAAACCAAGCAGGCAGUGCAGGUUCUUUCCUGGCUGAAGGACUCGGAGCAAGACCAUUUAGGCGUGAUCGACUUUUCAGCGGCUUUUGCGGUGGAGCUGCAAGGUGGAAAUAAGGGUGCGGCUGGUGGGGCCCCCGCUGGUGGCACCGGCCAAACCUGCACCUUGCUGCGUCAGCGCGAUGCACCGCUGGUCGAGAAGGAAAUCAAAACCUUAGAGAUGCGACUGAGCGAAAUUUGCAGCUCAGUGGGAUCGAACGUGAAUCAGGACGGCAGUCCGCAAAAACUGUUGUCUUCUUCCGCUGUCGCGGGCGGAAGUAGGGGCAGGAGCUACAGUGGAGAUCAGUACAACAGUGAAAAUCUCCCAAACGCGUCGUCGAGGUACUAUCACCAAAAAGGAGGCUCAAGCUCCUCGACCAACCCUGCUGCAAUCACGAAUGGAUCAUCCGGAAAUUAUUCCGGAGGUGGUGGCUCCACCAGCAGUAACGUUAAGAGCAACGGGUCUUCUACAGCAGGAUCAUCAUCUUCGCAAUUUCCCGAGCUCUCCGGCCCGGGGUCGGUGCAGAUUCAGAACCUUCCGCAAUACAUGAACCUCGUUUCUGGGGACGACCAGAGCCCAGGUUUGUUCUCGCGCACGAGGAGCAGCGGGAUCUUUUUCUCUUCCACUCUGCUCAACGCGGACGAUCGGUCGAAAAACAGCGUGAUUCAUAGGGAGUAUGGGGUAGAAGAUACGACGUUCGCGUUGCUGGUGCGGGACUUGGUCCUGCCCCUGCUCGAGCAGACCGUGACUGAUCAGAAGGAUUUACGAAACGCGGAGCGGGCGCAAACCGUGUCCAGAAAGCUGUUGCUGCAAAGGAGACUGCACGAAGACAACUGGGUGACGAAACUCGCUGCGUGCGCGAGGUCCGUGGAGCAGUUGUAUGAACUGUAAAAGUACCGUACUCGUAUAAAUGCAUUACAAAUUUCCGUAGCAUGAGGAAUAAAAUUUGUAAUGCUGAUUUGCCUCGGGAACAAGAUUUGCCUCGUGUACGCCGCGUCGAAAGGCUCCCUUCCGUACGGAGCGCCCCGAACCCGUUUUAGCGCACCUCUGUGAUGGCCUUACUGUUGCAAGAAGUUAGAUCAGUUUGUAGAGCCCAAUCUGUUUAUGCUAGCAGAGGGCUAGUGCGCUGUAGACCCCCAGGACCAGGUAGACUCAGUCCCGACCGAAGUGGUAGGCGCUUAGGGUGAACUAUGUAUGUAGCGCUUAGGGCCCUUCCGUUCGGCCAAUUUGUAUGUCCCGCAACGGGGUUCGCCUAUGUCGGUCCUUUGUAUGUGAGGCGAUGGGUUACCCGGUCGGCAGAGCCGAUCCACAACGAGCGAACAUUUGCAUUUAUACGAGUGCGAUACUUUUGCACAGGACAAGUUGCUGUUGCUGUUGACGAUGGUCCUGAAACUCCAAGCGCGAACGGAAAACGUUCGGAAAAAAGGGAAGGCUGCGGUGGUGGAAAGCUCGAGCAUGGUGGAAUCCCUGACCAAGAACAUGGCGGAGACAGACGCCAUCGUGAAGAAAUUGAGCCUCAGCCAGGCGGAUUUGGAGCGACGGAGAAAAGAGGUACUAAGUGGGAGGAGAUGAUAAGGCUGUGUCUAUCCAAAAAUGUGUACCUAGAUUGAUAUAGCCGUUCUGUAUCAUGCUCCUGAUGUAGAUGUCACUCAUGAUGAAGAUCCAGCACAUAAAAAUGCGAUGAAUCCCACUUUUCUUUAUUGUACAAACAAAAUCCAGGUCGUCAACGACAUUCAUGACCAGGGCACGGCCGCGAUAGCGAAGCUGGACGAGCUGCGCACGCAGCGAAUACAACUCGACUCCGAAAAAAAGCAACUUCUACAGCGUUUAGAGGAGAUCGACUUGAAGCUGGCUUUCCUCGACACGGAAGAAAAGUCCCUCGCCCUCCAGGUUUCCAAGCAGUCCGGCCAGGAGAACUACAUUGCGCAAUCUUUCACGCAGCAAAUCGACGAGGCGAUGGAGAAGCUGAUCGCGAAAACCGAUCAGAAGAUGGUGCAGUGCAACCUACUCGCCUUGGUCCACCAGGCGAAAGACCACUUUUCGCACGUGCACGGGAGUGAUUUGGAGGGGUUGAAGAACCGGAUCGCAGUGAAAAGGCGGCAGUUAUACAGGCAGUUAGUGCAGUUUCUCGACUUCACCACGAAAGAACUGUUCCCCGCAGCGGCGCAAAUUUCGCAAGCGCGGGGCGGGGAAGAGCUGCUUGGUCUGUCAGCGAACAAGACAGUCAGUCAGAAAUUCGUUGCCGCAACCGUCGAUAAGGUGUUUGCGCAGGUCACCGCAGUUCUAGGGCAGGUUGGGCUCGCGGAAAAAGUCGCCGUGACCACGGGCGCAGUACAACUAGAGGGCAUAAAUUUGACUUCUCGUCACCAGGCCGGUUCUACUCCGAAGGAAGUGAAUCUGCAGCCGGAUCAUGUUGAUUACGAGGUAGACAAGGACAUCAACAAAGCCGCUUCAAUACUUGUACCGCCAUACUGAGUGGAAAAUUUCACAAAUACAAAUAUCUGCAAAAAUUGGUCCUUAGAGGCUUCAGGGCUGCUGGGAGGGGGUCCAGGGUCUGCGAAACGCAACGCCGGUGAGUCGAACAGCAGCACAGCAACAGCGCGCGGCGUUCUUCUGUCCGGCAAGGUCCGGAGGGUUUGGCGUCGCUGGAAGCCAUACCGGACGACCACGAGCAUGCAUAUACUUCAACAACAAAAUCAGAAGGCUGCUGCCUUUCCUUUUCGUCGAGUCCGCCGAUGCGGUUUGUCGUUUAGCUCGUGAUUGGAGCAAAAAAACGCUAUUCCCACUCGGAAACUUUUCACAAAUGAACAGACCCGACCCCUCCGGAGACCCCAAGAUCUGGGGCCCUUCGGAACAGCCAAAUUCCCAAUUCCCGCUUGGAAACUUUCCACAAAUGAAAAGGCAGGGGGGUCCGGCGACCCCUGCCGGAGAAGUCGCCCGCGAGCAUUUUUCUGCGUCAUUUUGAUGCGAUUUUCGCCUUUCGGCGAUUCGCCGCGGCCUAUUACUGCCUCCGCAUGCGCCGCAUGGCGCCGGAAUUCCGGGCACCCUGGCGCGGCCCCAAGAGCCCUAGUGCCGCCCUGCUAGGCGGCCCGCGCUGGUGCGACUUUGGUCGGGUUAAAUGGCGACCGCCUGAGAUGAAUGCUCUGGCGCCCCUCCCAAGGAUGCCCGACAGGGCCUGAAUUGCUGAAAAGCAUAACACUGAGCGCCUGCUUCUCUGCAGUUUUGUCCUUUAAGCAUCAAUUUUUGCAGAUAUUUGUAUUUGUGAAAUUUUCCCCUUAGUACGCCACCAGCCAGGACUACACCCACAGGCACCGGCGGUACGAAAGCGAACGCCAUUUUGGCUUGGAACGAUGACGACAGCUCGGCGUCUGAACCCGCAUCACCCGCGGAACAAAUAGUACAACAUCAUGCACGCCAAGACAACUCGAGCUCGAACUCCUGUAGCACGCCAGUACUGAGGGAAGAUCCCGUAAGAAAAUCCCUCCGUCACCACCUGUACCAGGAUAGCGGGUUUCUGCAGGAGUUGUUCACCAAACUGCGGGAGAAAACGGACAAUCACAAGUGCGCGGACUGCACCAGGAUGGACAGUUCGGUGUCCUGGGCGAGCCUGACGCACGGCGUCUUUCUCUGCCUCAAUUGCGCGGGCGUGCACCGGUCGCUGGGGGUGCACACCAGUUUCGUACGCUCGAUCACGAUGGACAAGUGGUCCUGGCAGGAUUUGGCGAGGAUGGUCUGCGCGGCGAAGCUGCAGGUUGCAACAGGACCAGGUCGUGCGUCGACCGGGAGCGCCGCUGCUUUUAGUACAACGAUGUUGAGAUCCGGCGGCCCCACGACUGAAGAUGAAGAUGAACAAAGCGUCGAUGCGUUCUUGCAAGAUGUGAUUGCAGCGGCGUCUGAAAACUACACUGCGGACCAAGAAAACACUAAGGGUGCGAAAGCGUUGAAGCGGUUUGGAAUCGCACUCAGUGCACUUUCUUCGUCGAAUAAAGGGACGAAUUCCUAUCUGCAGUCGUCUUCGGCGGACGUUGGUACAACGGCGAGCGAAAAUCUUCCAAACAAGCCUACUAGUAAAACCCUCGGGAAGAAAUACACCUCGAUCCGGGCAACUUUCCUUCGAAGGCUGUUGGACCUGUUACAGGCAGAUUUUAUCGACAAACACCACAGGGCACCUGCUGCACCAGGUGGGCAACACCAACACGCCACUGUUGAUCACCACGCUUUGUCCACGGAGUUCUGGAAGGCCCAGGUGAGGGCAAUCCCUGCGCCGGAGGAUGCCGUUCAGGUGAAGCAGGAACUGUUGCGCGAGCUAGCGUGUCGUCCGGACCCUUUGGACCUCCAAGAAAUCGCUUUGUCGAUCCUGGAUCAAGUGGCGGAGUCGGACCACGAGGGAGCAGAGCAGCUGUUGCUUGCGACGGAGAGGCUUGCAACGGAGAGCGCCAACCAAGAAACGGAGACCGGGUGGGAGGAGGUCUUGACGGCGCUGGCCGCGUUCAGAAGUGCAGCCGGGGGAGGUGCUGGCUGA
Messenger RNA from Amoebophrya sp. A120, 6217 nucleotides. NCBI's taxonomy places the organism in Eukaryota, Dinophyceae, Syndiniales, Amoebophryaceae. The record is from the annotation of a GenBank genome assembly.